AUGGCUCAUGCAGCAAAAGUCGGGGUGCAAGGAAUCCCUUGCGGGCCCGACGUUGGUGGGUCUGCAGAAAGGCAGCGGAAACAAACCAAUCAAUAUGGCCGCCUUCGCAUUUUUCAGCAGAACAUUUUUGCCCUUUUGGCCGACCCUUCUUACGAAGCUCUUUUUGAUGUGGUUAUUGUAGCGGAAAACCGAGAGCUACGCGCUCACCAAUGUGUACUGGCAGCAUGCAGCGAGUACUUCAAGCGGCUCUUCUGUGGUCCAGAGACCGCCAAACGAAUCGAAUUUCAGCAGCGCUGGCCAGUGGUGCAUCAGCUUGUACGCUGCAUGUACGGUGCAGACAUAGAAGGAGGCACUGAUCCCGAAAUCAUCUUAGAGGUGUUGGCUGAGGCCAGGAACCUGGAAGUCAACUGCCUUAGCAUCGAUGACUGCCUCUCUCUUAUAGUGGAUCAGCUUUCUGUUCAAAACUGUGCGCGCAUUUUGACGCACGAUGAAGUGGCUCACCACAAAGAACUGUCCCGACAAGUUUGUGGAUACAUUGUUAAGCGAUUUGCUGACGUCGUUCGAGCACCGUCCUCUCGGCAACAACUGCUGCAGAUGCCGCGCAACCAAAUCGUUUACAUGGUUAGGGAGCUCUGCAGGCGCUGUGACAACAACAGGGAUACAGAUCUCAUUGUUCGAUUCGUCGUCGAUUGGAGCUCGUUCGACACAGCAUGUGAUCUUUUGAGAGACUGUAAGUUGUGGGACUGGGCGAUUGAACCAGGAGCUCUUUCCAUUUUCCGCGAUGAAGAUACACCGUUAGGAGCGGUUCCGUCAAAUUUGUUAAGCGCAGCUCAAUGGCGCAUCAGCAAUUUGAAGAUUGCGCUGAGAGAAUCACUACCUGCCAAAUUCGUCUGUGGGACUUACUUUGACUGGAGUGUGCGGCUCGACGUUGGUGGGCAUACUAUACUUCGCAGAAAACGGACGAUUGACGCAGGCUUGGUCUGUACCCAACGGUUAUUGAAAAUUCGUAGUUUAACUGAUUCAGCUCCUAGCGUACAGGACUUGCACGCGGCAGGAUCAGAAGCACCACCCUUCACCAAUGGCAGCGUCCUGGCUGACGUAACGGAGGCUGAUGAGCUAACACUGAUGGUGCAGAUGACUGAAAUACCUUUGGUCUCCCUUAUUCUUUACUACUUCUCGUCGGACCUCAACCAAACACUUGCCCAAGAGGAUAUUCUUAACCGCCUACCCCAUAUUGAAUACCGCUGCCUAAGCUCCUAUACACUCUUUCAUCAAAAUGCUCCGGCUCUUUCUUCCAACUGA
Messenger RNA from Eimeria acervulina, 1302 nucleotides. RefSeq lists its product as hypothetical. The coding region runs from base 1 to 1302 and encodes 433 amino acids. NCBI's taxonomy places the organism in Eukaryota, Apicomplexa, Conoidasida, Eucoccidiorida, Eimeriidae. The transcript is spliced from 6 exons. The record is from RefSeq and is a predicted model, not a curated record. Gene Ontology annotation, molecular function: protein binding.